Molecule: messenger RNA, 1245 nt
Organism: Quercus lobata
Lineage: Eukaryota; Viridiplantae; Streptophyta; Magnoliopsida; Fagales; Fagaceae
Exons: 2
Coding region: 1-1245 (414 amino acids)
Source: RefSeq, a predicted model, not a curated record
AUGGAAGAUCUCAAAGGAAAGAAGAUUGUCACUUGGGGAAAAUCAAACAAAGAUGAUCGUCGUGAGGUUUCUCCUCCACCGGGUUUCCCUCCAUGUACAAAGCCUCGUUCAUGCGAUCGCGAAGUUUCUCCUCCGCCGGGUUUCCCUCGUUGUGCAAAGACCGAUCAGAAGACUGAUAAAGGGAAAGAGAAAGAGGUGAGGAAAGCUCCGGAAAGUAAAGCUAUACCUCACUCCGCUACAAGAGAGAAAAGCAGCAAGUGUCCACUCCCUUUAGCACCAAAGCCUGGUGUUAAGACUACAGCAAAAACACAAAUACUUACAAACAAUAAAAAAGGAGCUCCAAAUAUGAUCCUUUCAAAAGGAAAAGAAAAGUUAGCCCCACUCCAAGCCAUUAAACAUCUUACUCAGACGUAUGCAAAACAAACAGUUGAUCUUGAUCUAAACAUACCUAUUCCUCUUUAUACCAUAUCCGACAAGGUGAUUGCUAAUGCAACUUCAGGCCCUUCAGCUGAAUCUAACAUGGUGGAAUUUGAUAAAAUUGUGAAUUCCAUAGCAAAAGUUUAUCAUGAGCCAAAGGCAACUUCAAUUGCACUGCAUGCACUAUUACUUUCCAGCGAGUUUUGUUCUUCCAAUCCAAGCCUUGAUAUGAUAAUCGUACGUCAAAAGCUUUCAUCACUCCUACCCUUGAAUUUCCAUGUGCUGGUUGAUCCUUCCAAGUUAAACCAACUUGUAACACUUUCUAAAAUGUUACAAAAUGAUACUACCUUGAGUGCUAAUCAACUUGCCAUGCUAAAGUUGAUCGGGGACAUUCCUUCGCUAAGUAAGGACAUCAUUGAAAUAAAGGAGUUAGCUGAGCAAGUGCAAAAGUUCUUCGUUGAUAUAAGAUCUAACUGCUUAAAGGCCAGAUCUUUGUUGGAAGAACACAAAAAAUCCACGGACAAACUCAAAACCCUCCAAGCUGAGGUGAAUGAAAAUGCUUUUUCUCUACAAGGACUUGGUGAAAAAAUCAUAAACCAUAAUGCCCGCCACUCUAUCUUGCUUUGCUCAUUGGAGAUGAAGAAAACUAUCAUAGUGGAGCUGGAGUCCUCUCUCCAAGAAAUCGGAAACCAAAUUCGUAAGGUUUUGGAUGAUAUAAAACUUACCAGCACAAGGAAAAGAGACUGGGAGGUGAAGAAAAAAUUACUGACCGAACGUUGCAACAAAGUUCUAGCCAAGUUUACUCCCCUGAAGGGUUUCACAAUUUAA